Suillus discolor is the source of this 1626-nucleotide messenger RNA. RefSeq lists its product as uncharacterized. The record is from RefSeq and is a predicted model, not a curated record. Bases 1 to 1626 code for a protein of 541 amino acids. The transcript is spliced from 8 exons. NCBI's taxonomy places the organism in Eukaryota, Fungi, Basidiomycota, Agaricomycetes, Boletales, Suillaceae.
AUGAGCGACUCAGAUGCCGAAGAAAACCCCAUGGCUCCGUCACAGCUUCAGAGAACGAAGAAAAAUUGUUCUGUUACAGCCGACAACCAAGUCAGGUCAGGAUCUCAGCUCUCUCGCACUCCUCAUCCCGGCCUUCCCACCAAUCAGCCUUUGGGGAGAUUUGGAUUCAAGCUGCCCAUGUCUGAUAUUCGCAAGGCACCGUAUUCCAGUGGUACUACCUACGGACGCCAAGCAGCAGACGAAAAUGUCAUCGAAGAUCAGGAUUUUGAGGGUGACAGGGAUUCUGACUUGGAGCAUGAUAGGGAUUUAGGCUUGGAGCGCAACAAUCAGGAUGAUUCUGAGGGUUCUACUAGUGAAAAUGACAACCAGGGUCCAGAUGAUAAUCUCAUGGAACACGAAGACAACCAAAUGGACCGUGAUCAAUUCCCACGUCAGCAAGAGGACCAAGCAGAUCAUUUCGAUGAUGGGCUCGAGGGUGGAAUGCAAGUGGAUUUCGAUCAAGGUAUUGAUGACAAGCCCGACGAUGCAGCUCGACAGAAAUCACAGGAAGCUCAUCAACAUGAACAUCAACCAUCUGCGCGCACUUCUUCCUCUCGCGUACAGUCUCCUCAUCGUCCUCCAUCUCGGCCAAGCCAGUCCUCAAAUCGCAUACAACCCCUCUCCCGGGCACACUCUUUGUCACGGUCCGUUCCCAAGGACACUUCUCCAUCUGAUCAUGCAAUGUCACCCACUCUCUGUUCUCGCUCUUUCAGCACCACACCUGAGCCAGAUUCACACAGCAGCAAGAAGGCACAAAAGAUCAAACCAACCCAAGGGGACCCCGUGAAGCUCGGCUUUUAUCCACCUUCCUGGCAGGCACUUUUGCAGGCAGCAAAGGUAGAAAUGUGUCUCCAAGCUGUGUUGACACAUCCUGUUCCAGAGCAUGGAGAUGCUCUACAACUCGCGCAAGAAGUCCUGGAUGCUGAACUCUGGAGGUACCAUGAGAAGAAGAUCAAAAUGGAUAAAGGCUAUUUCCUGGAGUACAAAGCUCAAAUGUCCCGAGUGCUCUGCGAUGAUUUGUUUACAUUUCGCACAGAGCUGAAGAAAGUCAUCAUACCCAUUGUGAAAUCAGCAUAUGACAUUUUCCCAAAGGGCACAGUCACACGUAAGGAGGAUAUACAGAAGCAUGUCAUCACAGCCGCCACUAAGCUCCUCAAGACUGGUGGUUACCUUUGUAUUCCUGACUCGUCUAACGGCAAAUGGAAAAACUUUGUGUCGCAAGCUCUUAUGGAUGGCUGCCUUGCAUUUUAUUAUAGCAAUAGCAAGAAGGCGCUCAAAAAUACAGACAAAUUUCACCGCACAAUCCCUCCAAACACGCUUAUUCUCGUGGCUGCUGUGAUGAAGGGCGUCAUUUCUGGGUUUUCUGAAACUGGUACCGACAAAGUACCUGACCUCUCCACUGAUAGAUGUAGGAACGACUUUAACUUGUUGCAGAAGUCUCUGGACAAACUGAUGGACAUUCCUGAACAUCGUGACGAGCUUGAAGAUAUGCUGGCGCAGUGGGCUGGUAUUGGGAUGGGUGAGCUUGUUCAUGGCGACUCGAGUGCAGGAGGCAGUGAUUUGGAGGAUGUCAACAUCAUUUUAUAA